This is a messenger RNA of Eucalyptus grandis, 918 nucleotides long. Its product is annotated as dof zinc finger protein DOF2.4-like. The transcript is spliced from 2 exons. Gene Ontology annotation, biological process: regulation of DNA-templated transcription. Gene Ontology annotation, molecular function: DNA binding; DNA-binding transcription factor activity. The record is from RefSeq and is a predicted model, not a curated record. NCBI's taxonomy places the organism in Eukaryota, Viridiplantae, Streptophyta, Magnoliopsida, Myrtales, Myrtaceae. The coding region runs from base 145 to 918 and encodes 257 amino acids.
AAAGUUCCCUCCUUUAAUUUUUUGCCUCUUAUUGAAUUCUCUCCCUUCUGCAACUCUCUCUUCGUUGAUGUGAUUCUCCACUAUUCCCUCAAGAAGCCCCCAUUGCGACCUUUACUAAAAAGAAAGAGCAUCCUCACACAGGCCAUGGAUUUUCCAUCUCUCCCACCUUAUCUUGAUCCAUCCAACUGGCAACAGCAACAGACAGAUCAUCACCAAACUGGAAGCUCCAGCACAAAUACUCAGCUCCUGCCGCCACCACCACAACCUAAUGGAGGCGGUGGUGCCAGCUCGAUCAGGCCCCGUUUGAUGGCUGACGAGGCCCGCCUGGCCAACAUAACGAUGCCAGAGGGGCCGCUGAAAUGCCCUCGAUGUGAAUCGACCAACACAAAGUUCUGCUACUUCAAUAACUACAGCCUCUCCCAGCCGAGACACUUCUGCAAAACGUGCAGAAGGUACUGGACGCGAGGAGGAGCGUUAAGAAAUGUCCCUGUUGGAGGCGGUUGCCGGAGAAACAACAAGAGGAGCAAAUCGGGGAGCUCGAAAUCAGUGGCAAGUAGCAGCCAUCGGCAAAUCACAGCUCCGAGAUCGGGCUCUACUUGCAUACCGACCUCAAAUGGAGGGGCCAAUGUUGACACCACUGAAAUAUUAGGGGUCGGGACGCAGCUCCCACCGCUCGGCCACUUCAUGGCUCCUAUGCACUAUCUUCCUGAUAACUUGACUUUAUCAGCUGGCGCUGGACUUAAUUAUAAUACUGGAGUGCCUUCACCACUAGGAGACUUGAAUUUCCUGGCCGCGACCACCUGCGAUGGUGGAGCUUUAGAGCGGUGGCGCUUGAGCAAGCACAGCAGCUUUCCUCGUCGGGCAGGCUGGAUCCAAACCUGGGAUUGUACCCGUCUGAAGGCAGGUUUGAGUCAUUGA